UACAACCUGGUCUCGUGACCAACCAUAUAGGAAUCCAAUCAGAUUCCAGCAAGGGGGAGGGGUUCGUUGCUUGACAGGAACCAGAAUUCGGGUAAAAGGGAACGUAAAACCCGACCAAACUUUCGUUUUCUUCAGUUUUGAAAUUAAAAAAUGAUGAGGGUCAGUUCUAGGCAAACAUGCAAUGGAGAUCUAUAGUAAUUGGGCUGCUCCUGUUCAGACUGGCACUCAAUUGUGUCUUGUGGUUCAUAUUCGGAUUGGGUUUUUAUCAGAACUUCCAUUCUCAAAAAGUGGACCUUUACGGCGAAAACGAGAAAGUCGCUUUUGAAAACCCUUCGUGGCUGAAUCAUAAUCUACAGAAUGGGGAUAGCAAGACCUGGUCGAAAAAUGUUAAACAUACCUCGAAAAACUCUUACCUUAAUUACUUUGAGGACGGUAAAGACGAGUACGCCCAAAAAUACAACUCUUUCCCGGAUAACCUGAAGGUAAAAAUGAAGGACAUGGCGAAAGAAAUGUUUUAUUUUGGAUAUGACAAUUACAUGAAAUACGCUUUUCCCGAAGAUGAACUGAACCCGAUUGACUGUGAAGGCAGGGGACCCGAUGUACUAAAUCCGUCAAACAUCAACAUUAAUGAUGUGUUGGGGAACUAUUCUUUGACUCUGAUUGACAUACUGGACACGUUGGUGGUGAUGGGGAAUGUCUCAGAGUUCCAUAAAGCUGUCAAGUUGGUGAUUGAGACAGUCUCCUUUGACAAAGACUCAACUGUGCAAGUGUUUGAGGCCAAUAUCAGGAUUCUUGGAGGUCUCAUUUCUGCUCAUAUUCUCCUGACUGACUCCAAGCAGCCAUUCGGUAACGUGGGGCUGCAGGACUAUGAUAAUGAGCUUUUACACCUGGCUCACGACCUAGCUGUGAGACUUCUGCCUGCAUUUGAGAAUACCAGUACAGGAAUCCCAUACCCUCGGGUAAACCUAAAGAGAGGAGUCCCCCCGGACAGUAUCAAUGAAACCUGCACUGCCGGAGCUGGGUCGCUCUUGGUGGAGUUUGGGAUCCUCAGCCGCCUGGUCGGGGAUUCAACCUUCGAAUGGGUGGCACGACGGGCGGUGAAGGCACUCUGGAAACUACGCAGUAAUGAGACUGGCUUACUAGGUAAUGUGGUGAACAUUCAGACUGGCCAGUGGGUUAGCAAGCAGAGCGGUCUGGGAGCAGGCAUGGAUUCUUUCUACGAGUAUCUGCUGAAGUCUUACAUACUUUUCGGAGACAAAGAGGAUCACAAGAUGUUUAAUGCUGCUUAUGAGAGUAUUCAGAGCCAUCUCAGGAGAGGACGAGAAGCCUGCAAUGAAGGAGAAGGGGAUCCACCGCUAUAUGUGAAUGUGAACAUGUUUAAUGGACAGAUAAUGAACACAUGGAUAGACUCACUUCAGGCUUUUUUUCCAGGUCUCCAGGUGUUAAGUGGUGACGUUGAAAAUGCAAUUUGCCUUCAUGCCUUUUAUUACGCCAUCUGGAAACGCUUUGGCGCCCUCCCGGAGAGAUAUAACUGGCAGCUCCAGGCACCUGAUGUCCUGUUUUAUCCACUGAGACCUGAACUAGUGGAAUCCACAUAUCUUCUUUACCAGGCCACCAAGAACCCUUUCUAUCUCCAUGUGGGAAUGGAUAUUCUCCAGAGCCUUGAAAAAUAUACUAAAGUCAGAUGUGGGUACGCCACUCUGCAUCAUGUUGUCGAAAAGUCAAAGGAAGACAGGAUGGAGAGUUUCUUUCUCAGCGAGACGUGUAAAUAUUUAUUUCUGCUGUUUGAUGAAGAUAACCCUUUGCACAAAUCUGAGAAUAAAUACAUUUUCACUACUGAGGGACAUGUUGUGCCGAUAGACAAGCGGUUCCGAGAAAAGGUUUGGAAGGAUGAAGUGGUCGUUGCCAACACAGAAAAGCCUGAAGUCAGGCCAGCUAAUACCAGCAUUAAUUGCAACAGGAUUCCCGAUGAGAGAAGGUAUGCCUUGCCUUUGAAAAGUGUUUACAUGAGGCAGAUAGAUCACAUGGUGGGGCUGCUCUGAACACGAACACUGCAGGGAUCUGGGGCUCAUGCCUCCCACAUGCAAGGACUGUGAAGAGGAGCAGGAUGCUGCUUAUUUACCAAUACGCAUUACUGUAGAAGGGCAGUUAAGGGUGGUGGCAAUCUCCACUGCAUUGACUUCAAAUAUAAAAAUAUAUUGAUUUAAAAUAAUUAAGGAAUACUGGCUUAAAACUAUUUUUGGUGAAAUUGAGCUCUGUUCUUGUGGAGCUUUGUUUUUAGAUGUGUGAUGAAGGUAUGUUGCAUUCAUUUAAAAUCAUGUUAAAAAGAAACCAGAAGUUCUUGGAUACUUACUUCAGUUCUGGGUGCCUAAAAGUUCAGAGAUCAAAAUAUUGCUUCCAACAGUACAGUCCUUUUGCUGUGCUGCAUUAUUUUCCUGCUGCUUUACUUUGCCUGUUGUCUUCAGGUUACUCUUGCAAAAGGGGACCCUAAUUUAUGGAUUUCAGUCUGCUUACUUUUAGAUUAUUUAUUUAAAAGGGCCUGUGUGUAUUAGAGGAUUGUUGGUGCAGUCCCACAUUUUUUUUUUUCAAACCACAAAAAUAGCUUUCUAACAAGCUUUGCAAAGGACAAAGGCAGCACUGCAGGUGCGAUGAGGUGUACCAGUCUUGGUUUUGCCUCCUUAAAUCACGGGAGCACCAGACCCAAUCUGAUGCUCCCUUCAGAAUCGCCAGCGAAGAUUGGCCACUUCGUGCAGCCAGGACGUGAACCGUCUCUGUAUGACUCGCCCUGCACACCACAUGGCUGUGCCUUUAACAGGUGAACCACUCGGGUUAUCAAUAGAGAUGCUCAAACAAAAUAGAUGGCUGUCAGUCAAGCCCUACCUAUAAUACUGAGUUUGAAUGGACAGAUCCGAAAUUCUGCACAUCUUGGUUCUUAAUAUAUUUAGAAAGCUGAGGAACAGUUCAUCCUAUUGCCCAUAUACAGUUCCCUCAAGUGUGUUGUAUUCUAGUAUUAUUGUUUUAAUCCCCUCACUGGUUUGUUCCCUAAUCUUUAUCUGUUUUAUGAAGCUGCAUUUUCAAGCCAGUAUUCGAGUAGAUUCUAAAUCAAUGUAUGCACCUCAAAAAUGCGCAGAAUUAAUUUCAAGAUAUGGUAAGGAGCAGGGAUUUAUAGUAACGUUUUUAACAGUAUUACAUAGAGAUAUAACUUGCAUAGCCUAUAACUGUUUAUAUGAUUUUCUAAAUUGUUUAUACUGCAAACCUUGUUGUGUGGGUGCAUACAAUACUUAAUGCAAAACGUAAUGUAAUUGCACGAUUUUUUGAACAGUUAUGUUUCAUUAAAAGAUGGCAGUCUAGUGGCCACAUACGAGUCUUCCAGGCCAGCAAUUUGAUUCCUAUGCAUAAUGCUUUAUUCUAAUUAUUGAGUUGUUUAAUUGACAUAAGUCACGUCCCCACAGGAGCUAUUACUUAUAAUAUCACUGAGAGUGUAGCUGCUGCAUUCUAAUGUUUAAACCACAGCAGGUUCUAUAAAAACUGAUUCAAUACGUUAAUAACAGCUUUUCAUCUGUUUUUUUUAUUUAGAUUUAAUGACUUGUAAUAUGUUUGUAAGUGUUCGGCGGCUCCCUCUAAUCAAGGUGAGAGUAUUUCCUCUUGCACUCUUUGUAUGACAGCCUGACACCGCAAAGAGUGCUCAAGAAAUUCACUUUCAACUUGACUAGAAGUAGCCACCAAACACUUAAACAUACAUUCAAUUGGUAAACCAAGGCCUUUCAACAAAGACACUAAAUAGCUUUACAUUGUAUUCCUAUGAAGUGCAUUUGUAUGGAUUUGUAGUUGAAAACCCUUUAGAAUACAAGCAUUCUGCUAGAUCUUGUAGCUACGGGAUUGUGAUGCGUGCAAUCAUGUGCGAUCAGUAAGUUCUUUUUCUUCUGACAGGAGCGGUUUUAUAUAUUGUAAUACAAACGAAUAUUAAUGAGCUGUUAUUUCUUGAAGUCUAUCAAUGGGAUGUGUUCUACCAUACAGUUGUGUUAUGUAUUAUUCACCUUGGCAGUGAUCAGAUGCUUUUUCACAAUGCAUAGAGAGUGCCCCUUUCAAAUUGAUUUAGAUGUUGUGUCUCUCCGUGUACUGAAAGGUUGAGAAGAGAGAAAGAACAUUCUUCAAAAAAGUUUCUGAUAAAUUCUAAUAGUUUCUGGAACAUGUCUCUCAAUCUGCAAUGUUAUAAUUUGAGCGCAUGAAACUUUACCAGCUUGCAUGCCACCUAGGGAUGCAUUGAUCUUGCAGAAAUAUGGCACAUAGUCUUCCAAAUACUGCUUUGCCUUCACUCAAGUCAUUGCUUUGUAGUGAUGUUUUGAGCACAACACGCAAAUGAAUAACACAAUUGUGCUUGAAGAUUGUAGAGUAUGCUUUGUAAACCCUCUUCUGUAUAACACUUAUUCCUAGUACCUAAACACUCUGCAGCACGAUCAAAGAAACAUUCCACACAGCUGCAGCAGCACCUUUUAAAAGGGAAUUCUGUACUGCACAACCUUAUUUUAGAUCAAUAACAUUCUACUAUCAUGUGUCUUGUAUUUGUUUUUUUCUAUAAGUUAUUGAAACCUAUGUCAGAUUCUUCUCGCAUGAAUUGCUCUGUUAUAUUGCAAGUGUCCCUGUUCUAAACAGGGGUAGGCAACUUCUAGGAGGACAAUUCUGUUUCUGGUUUAAAAAGAAUUCUUGGAGGGUUCCCUUACUUUCUUUGUUUUAAAAUAACUUUUAUGAUCGUGGGUGUCAUAAGUAGAGGAUACAAUCGAGUCAAAUCCAAUUCUACUUUUAAUAAUCUUUAAAAAAAAAAAAAAAAAAAACAACCAGAAAAGGAUAAAUUGAGUAUAACCUUAAAACUGGAUUAUUUUUAAUUGGUUCAAAUUGUUUAUGGUUGCACCAAACAUGUGGAGUGGAAGGGCUGAUGUUGCCUGCCCCUGUUCUACACUGUCUUCCAUUAGGUGCGGAGGCUGCAUAUUUCAAUAAGGAAAUAGAAAGAAAAACUAACUCAGGGAAUAAAUAAUAAAUACAAAUUUAAAAAAAAAAUGCAAGAAAUAUUCUUUAACAGCAAUCAGCUUGCCUACUGUGGGAUCGAUUAUGUUAUUUUUAUGAAUGGGUAUUAAGACUUCUUUCUAUGUAUGGUAUAAUCAAACUUUUUGUGAAUGCAAUUUUGUAGACUUCAAUACUUACUGAUAUAUGUAUACACACACAGUAAUCCGUCCUGUAUCUGCCCGUCACAUGUCUGCCCUAACCGUCUAUCCGCCAUGAUCAUGCUCUAAUGCCAUGUUAGUUUAUUAUUGAACAGAGAAGAUUAGUUCAGAGAUUGUAGUUUCCGUACAGUGCGUUGUAUGUGCUCCAUGCGCUACCAUUACUGGUAGUGUCACAUGCACUGUUCAGUGUGUGGAUAUGUAAAUAAAUCCUGUUUGCCUGCGGGGCGUAUCAACGUCUCCAGCUCCUGCCUGUCACUCAGCAGCGAAUGCACAUGGCAGACGGCUACUCUCUCUUAAUACCCUCUAUCUUUCUAAAUUGGAUUUAGGGGAGCUCCCAAAUAAAAGCUGAAUCACAAAACAAUAAUUGUGUGAAUACAGCUGUGUAAUGGUAUUUAAAACAAGAUUCAUUUAUCUCACUUUUCACAUAUCUGCCCUUACUCUGGUCCCACCACACUCGGAUAUGCGACAGAUUACUCUGUGUGUGUGUAAUAUAUAAACAAAAAAGCAAAGUUGAUGAUUUUUUUUAUUUAUUUUUUUUCCAUUCAGUGGGUCAGAUUCUCAAAGCUUUUUACUCCAGAUUAUCAUUGGCACAAACCCAUUAUAAUCCUGAAACAACUAAAAAACCACUUAAGACUAAUUACAGCACCCUCAAUCAAGUGCUUUCAGAAUCUAGUCCAAUGGGUUGAAUUUUUUUUCUGUUUUCAUAAGCCAUACAAAAAAAACCCCAUUAAAUUAAACUACCCAUUAAAUUACAAAUUACAGAAAGUGAUCUCGCCAAAUAAAUUCAUGCCUUCUCAACAAGGCACAUUGGCCUGUUUUCCACAGCUGUAAAGUCAAGCAUUUUGUACCAUGGACCAGUAUGGCUUAAUGUCUGUUUGCUGUCUUCUGUUUCAGUACAGUAUUUCCACGUAUUAACAUACUCGGGUAUUUAUGUUUGUAAAACUACAGCAAUGCCGAUUUAAUUUCUUUUUUAUAAUUGUUACAAAACCUUUACCUUAAGUGCCGUUCCUUAAAACAGAAGUGUUUCAGUUUGUAUGUUGCUUUUGAAACUCACACUGAUUGUGUUAGUAUAUAGAGCACUGCUGGUCUGUUUACUUUAAUCGGUGCAAUACAGUUUGUUAAACAUGAGGUAUUUGUACAUGCCUUUGUUUUUUAGAAGUCUUUAAGUACCUUGUUAUGAAAGGACCAAUUUUCUGUAAUAAACAAUUCAUGUCAGUCA
Messenger RNA from Acipenser ruthenus (sterlet), 6438 nucleotides. Its product is annotated as ER degradation-enhancing alpha-mannosidase-like protein 1. Gene Ontology annotation, molecular function: mannosyl-oligosaccharide 1,2-alpha-mannosidase activity; calcium ion binding. The transcript has 12 exons. Bases 177 to 2042 code for a protein of 621 amino acids. Lineage: Eukaryota; Metazoa; Chordata; Actinopteri; Acipenseriformes; Acipenseridae. The record is from RefSeq and is a predicted model, not a curated record. Gene Ontology annotation, biological process: carbohydrate metabolic process; mannose trimming involved in glycoprotein ERAD pathway; endoplasmic reticulum mannose trimming. Gene Ontology annotation, cellular component: endoplasmic reticulum; membrane.